AGCGAUUCUGAUUUUUAAUCAAAGAUACAAAUCUGGAAUAAUUUUGACACUUCACUACGGUGAUAUAUAAAAGGAAACCGAUAAGACUGAAUUUCAUCAAAAUCACGGUUUUUUGAAACUACAAAAGCUGACAUACCCCAGUGAUUUUUAGUGCAUGUCUGUAACUUGAGAUUGACCCCACCUCGACGGAACCGGCAUUCCAGCGAAACUGGUGCUAAAAAUUCUCCUGCUGGAGGUUUCUAAUUUUUCUUUUCGAUUCUUGUGAUUGGAAAUAUUUUUUUCUACAUUGGAUUAUUUAAUUAUUGAAGAGGAUAACUAUUUUCAAGGAAAGUCUUUUGACUUUCGUAGUUCAAAACAAUGAACGGUGGCUGUAGAAUACAGACAUGUGUUCUGAUAAUUGUUUUCUUCACCCUUACCUGCUGUCUCACAGGCGCAUCAACUACAACAACAGAAGAAAUAACUUCUACAGUCACAACUCAACCGACAAUAAAUGAUUCAACACAAUCACCAACGACAACCACAUCUGAUACAUCAAUAACAAAUACAACAGAACCGCCUUCAUCAACCACGCCUGAUCUGCCAACAACAGAUACAACAGAACCCCCCUCAUCACCCACACCUGAAGGAACAAAAAUAGAUACAACAGAACCCUCCUCAUCAUCCACACCUGAAGGGACAACAAUAGUUACAACAGAACCCCCCUCAUCAUCCACACCUGAAGGGACAACAAUAGUUACAACAGAACCGCCCUCAUCACCCACACCUGAAGGGACAACAAUAGUUACAACAGAACCCCCCUCAUCAUCCACUCAUGAAGGGACAACAAUAGUUACAGCAGAACCGCCCUCAUCAUCCACACCUGAAGGGACGACAAUAGAUAUAAUAGAACCCCCCUCAUCAACCACACCUGAAACGACACCAAUAUGUACAACAGAACCGCCCUCAUCAUCCACACCUGAGGGGACAAUAAUAGUUACAACAGAACCCCCCUCAUCAACCACACCUGAAGGGACACCAAUAUGUACAACAGAACCGCCCUCAUCAUCCACACCUGAAGGGACAACAAUAGAUAUAACAGAACCGCCCUCAUCAUCCACACCUGAAGCGACAACAAUAGUUACAACAGAACCCCCCUCAUCAGCCACACCUGAAGGGACAACAAUAGUUACAACAGAACCCCCCUCAUCAUCCACACCUGAAGGGACAACAAUAGUUUCAACAGAACCCCCCUUAUCAUCCACACCUGAAGGGACAACAAUAGCUCCAACAGAACCGCCCUCAUCAACCACUCCUAAAGCGACAACAGAUUCAACAGAACUGUCUUCAUCAACCACAACUGAAGCGACAACAGAUACAACAGAACUGUCUUCAUCAACCACACCUGAAGCAACAUCAAUAGUUACAACAGAACCGCCCUCAUCACCCACACCUGAAGGGACAACAAUAGUUACAACAGAACCCCCCUCAUCAACCACACCUGAAGGGACAACAAUAGAUAUAACAGAACCGCCCUCAUCAUCCACACCUGAAGGGACAACAAUAGUUACAACAGAACCUCCCUCAUCAUCCACACCUGAAGGGACAACAAUAGUUACAACAGAACCUCCCUCAUCAACCACACCUGAAGGGACGACAAUAGUUACAACAGAACCCCCCUCAUCAUCCACACCUGAAGGGACAACAAUAGUUACAACAGAACCCUCCUCAUCAUCCACACCUGAAGGGACAACAAUAGUUACAACAGAACCGCCCUUAUCACCCACACCUGAAGGGACAACAAUAGUUACAACAGAACCCUCCUCAUCAUCCACACCUGAAGGGACAACAAUAGUUACAACAGAACCUCCCUCAUCAUCCACACCUGAAGGGACAACAAUAGUUACAACAGAACCGCCCUCAUCACCCACACUUGAAGGGACAACAAUAGUUACAACAGAACCCCCCUCAUCAUCCACACCUGAAGGGACAACAAUAGUUACAACAGAACCGCCCUCAUCAUCCACACCUGAAGGGACAACAAUAGUUACAACAGAACCGCCCUCAUCAACCACACCUGAAGGGACAACAAUAGUUACAACAGAACCGCCCUCAUCAUCCACACCUGAAGCGACAACAAUAGUUACAACAGAACCCCCCUCAUCAACCACACCUGAAGGGACAACAAUAGUUACAACAGAACCCCCCUCAUCAUCCACACCUGAAGGGACAACAAUAGUUUCAACAGAACCCCCCUUAUCAUCCACACCUGAAGGGACAACAAUAGCUCCAACAGAACCGCCCUCAUCAACCACUCCUAAAGCGACAACAGAUACAACAGAACUGUCUUCAUCAACCACACCUGAAGCAACAUCAAUAGUUACAACAGAACCGCCCUCAUCAUCCACACCUGAAGGGACAACAAUAGUUACAACAGAACCCCCCUCAUCAACCACACCUGAAGGGACAACAAUAGAUAUAACAGAACCGCCCUCAUCAUCCACACCUGAAGGGACAACAAUAGUUACAACAGAACCUCCCUCAUCAUCCACACCUGAAGGGACAACAAUAGUUACAACAGAACCCCCCUCAUCAUCCACACCUGAAGGGACAACAAUAGUUACAACAGAACCCUCCUCAUCAUCAACACCUGAAAGGACAACAAUAGUUACAACAGAACCGCCCUUAUCACCCACACCUGAAGGGACAACAAUAGUUACAACAGAACCCUCCUCAUCAUCCACACCUGAAGGGACAACAAUAGUUACAACAGAACCUCCCUCAUCAUCCACACCUGAAGGGACAACAAUAGUUACAACAGAACCGCCCUCAUCACCCACACUUGAAGGGACAACAAUAGUUACAACAGAACCCCCCUCAUCAUCCACACCUGAAGGGACAACAAUAGUUACAACAGAACCGCCCUCAUCAUCCACACCUGAAGGGACAACAAUAGUUACAACAGAACCGCCCUCAUCAACCACACCUGAAGGGACAACAAUAGUUACAACAGAACCGCCCUCAUCAUCCACACCUGUAGCGACAACAAUAGUUACAACAGAACCGCCCUUAUCAUCCACACCUGUAGCGACAACAAUAGUUACAACAGGACCGCCCUCAUCAACCACACUUGAUGGGACAACAAUAGUUACAACAGAACCCCCCUCAUCAUCCACACCUGAAGGGACAACAAUAUUUACAACAGAACCCCCCUCAUCAUCCACACCUGAAGGGACAACAAUAGUUACAACAGGACCGCCCUCAUCAACCACACAGGAGGCAACAACAGUAGUUACAACAGAACAGACGACUUUGCCUACAGAGUCAUCCACAGCAACGGUUACAUCAAAUUUUGAUGGUACGACAUUUUCUGGGAGCCUUAAUAUAAGUGCUCCGUGUAACGAGUCUGAAGAAGAAGGUGACAGAACAAGAAUGCAUGCAACACUGACAGAUAUCUUCAGUAACAUAUCAGGAUUUUUAGGACUAAAUGUAACUACUGACAGAUCAUGUCCUACCAUCAGCUCCGAUUUUUCAGUAGUGGUUAAUGAAACGACAAGUAAAGAAGCCCAAAGCGAUUUCUCUCUGACGAUACAUAAGCUGUUAACAAAUCAACUGAACUUAACAUAUAAUGGGCAGCAGUACACGGUGGAUGAAGUAGCUAUUAUAGCUUACGAUGGACAAGAACAAAGAUUUACAAGUACAUCUGACCCCUGUGAGAUUUUUAUAGCCAUAAAAUCCUGCUCUUUUGGAGAAUGCACUCGUGUCGGAAAUGAUUUGCAAUGCAUGAACGUGACAGCAACAACAGAUAUGUCAACAUCUUCAGAAUACAUAACAACAACUGAACUACCGUUAACCACAUCAACCGAACCAACAACAAUAACAACAGCUGAGAGUUUAGCAACCUCAACAGAGUCAUUUGAUACAACAACUAUAGAUGUUUCUACCACAGAAUCAUCUACGACAAUGAUAACAGAUGGUAACACCAUGUCGACAGAAACACUUACAACACCGACAGAUGGGUUAAGUUCUCCCACAGAUUCGUCUGAAGCGACAACAGUAGAUAAUUUAACCCCAUCUACAGAACCACCUACAACAACUAUACCAAGUAUCCAAACUACAUUCAUAGACCCAUCUACAACUGCAGUAGAUACUUCAAGUAUAUCUAUUGAAACAACUAUAAUAAUAACAACUGAUGAUUUUUCAACCAGCACCGAAACGGCUGGGACUACAACUCCAAAUUCAUCCACAGAACCAUCUACUUACACAACAGAACUGUCUUCAUCAACAGUAACUCAGUUGCCAACAACUUUAUCUACUGAACAAUCUAUAGCUACUACAGGUCUUAAUGGGACGACAUUUUCUGGAAGCCUAAAUAUAAGUGCUCCAUGUAACGAAUCUGAUAAACCAGGCGACAGAACAAGAAUGCAUGCAACGCUGACAGAUAUCUUCAGCAAUUUACCAGGAUUUUUAGGACUAAAUGUAACUACUGACAAAUCAUGUCCUACCCUCAGUGCCGAUUUUGCAGUAGUGGUUAACAGAACGACAAGUAAAGAAGCCCAAAGCGAUUUCUCUUUAACGAUACAUAAGCUGUUAACAAAUCAACUAAACUUAACAUAUAAUGGGCAGCAGUACACAGCAGAGGAAGUAACUAUUAUAGAUUACGAUGGACAAGCACAAAAAUUUACAAGUACAUCUGGCCCAUGUGAGAUUUUUAUAGUCAUAAAACCCUGCUCAUUUGGAGAAUGCACACGUGUCGGAAAUGAUUUGCAAUGCAUGAACGUCACAGCAACAACAGAUAUGUCAAAUUCUUCACAAUACACAACAACAACAGAAAGUUCAACGGAACCACCGACAACAGCUACACCAGAGAGUUCAACGGCGCCUACAGAACCACCAACAACAGCUACACCAGACACUUCAACGGCGCCUACAGAACCACCAACAACAGCUACACCAGAGAGUUCAACGGCGCCUACAGAACCACCGACAACAGUUACACCAGAGAGUUCAACGGCGCCUACAGAACUACCGACAACAGCUACACCAGAGAGUUCAACGGCGCCUACAGAACCACCAACAACAGUUACACCAGAGAGUUCAACGGCGCCUACAGAACCACCGACAACAGCUACACCAGAGAGUUCAACGGCGCCUACAGAACCACCAACAACAGCUACACCAGACACUUCAACGGCGCCUACAGAACCACCAACAACAGUUACACCAGAGAGUUCAACGGCGCCUACAGAACCACCAACAACAGCUACACCAGAGAGUUCAACGACGGCUACAGAACCACCGACAACAGUUACAACAGAGAGUUCAACGAUGGCUACAGAACCACCGACAACAGUUACACCAGAGAGUUCAACGGCGCCUACAGAACCACCAACAACAGUUACACCAGAGAGUUCAACGACGCCUACAGAACCGCCGACAACAGUUACACCAGACACUUCAACGGCGCCUACAGAACCACCAACAACAGUUAUACCAGACACUUCAACGGCGCCUACAGAACCAUCAACAACAGUUACACCAGACACUUCAACGGCGCCUACAGAACCACCAACAACAGUUACACCAGACACUUCAACGACAUUAGAACCAUCAACAACAGUUACACCAGACACUUCAACGAUGGCUACAGAACCACCGACAACAGCUACACCAGAGAGUUCAAUGACGGCUACAGAACCACCGACAACAGUUACACCAGAGAGUUCAACGAUGGCUACAGAACCACCGACAACAGUAACACCAGAGAGUUCAACGGCGCCUACAGAACCACCAACAACAGUUACACCAGAGAGUUCAACGACGCCUACAGAACCACUGACAACAGUUACACCAGAGAGUUCAACGACGCCUACAGAACCACCAACAACAAUUACACCAGAGAGUUCAACGGCGCCUACAGAACCACCAACAACAGUUACACCAGAGAGUUCAACGGAGCCUACAGAACCACCGACAACAGUUACACCAGAGAGUACAACAGAACAAUCUACAAUUACUACAGAUCCAAAUGAAGUGACAUUUUCUGGAACUGUGAAAAUUAGUGCUUCAUGUAAUCAGUCUGAUGAAACAGGUGACAGAUUAAAAAUGCAGACAGCGCUGACAGAGAUCUUUAAUACUACGCCAGGAUUUAAGCGAUUGGAGGUUGUUUCCAGACGAUGCUCUUCCAUUUAUGCCGAUUUUGCUGUAGUCAUAAUUAAAACGUUUAGUAAAGAAGCACAGAGCAAAUUCUCUCUGACGAUACUCAUGCUGUUAACUUAUCAACUAAACGUAACAUAUGAUGGAAAGCAGUACACAGUGGAUGAAGUUAGAAUAACUGAUUACAACGGAGUAUCACAAACGCUUACAAAUACACUUGAACCCUGCGAGAUCUUUACGUUCAUCGAACCUUGUCCUUAUGGAAAUUGUACUCAGAUUGGAGACACUCUUGAAUGCAUGAACAUGACAGCAACAACAGAAUUACCAGUAACAUCAACUCAAGAAAUACCAUCAACAACAGAAAUGGCUUCAACAGCAACAACAGAAUCGCCAACAUUAUCGACAACAGAGUCAGGAACAACAUCAACAACAGAUGGAUCAGGAACAUCCACAACAGAGAAACAAACAUCAUUAACAACUAUAUUACCUGAAACUUCUACAGCAGAGUCGUCUUCUACCACAACAUCGACAGAAAUGGCAAUAACAACAUCAGAAGAGACUGAUACUGCCACCACCACCACUCAGCCACCUGCUACAACUACCACAUUAGAACAGCCUACAAACUCCACAUCUUUAGACCUGGUUGCUACCACAACCAUCGGACAGCCACCUUCUUCAACCAUUACAUCAGAAGAGCCUAUUACUAUCACAACUGCAGAGCUGGAAACUACCAGCACCACACAACAACCUAUCACAACCACCACAACAGAGCAGUCGUUAACUACCCCCACUUCAACAGAACCAUCAACUACUUCCACCUCAACACAGUCGCCAUCUACAACAAGCACAACAGGGUCGACGACUACAACAAGCACAACAGAGGCGACGACUACAACAACAACAGCAGUGGAUACCACAACAGAAACCACGGCAGUGGAUACCACUACAACAACCACAGCAGUGGAGUCCACUACACCAACCACGUCAGUGGAUACCACUACAACAACCACAACAGUGGAUACCACUACACCAACCACAGCAGUGGAUACCACUACACCAACCACGGCAGUGGAUACCACUACAACAACCACAGCAGUGGAGUCGACUACACCAACCACAGCAGUGGAUACCACUAUACCAACCACAGCAGUGGAGACGACUACAACAACCACAGCAGUGGAUACCACUACACCAACCACGGCAGUGGAUACCACUACACCAACCACAGCAGUGGAGACGACUACAACAACCACAGCAGUGGAUACCACUACAACAACCACAGCACUGGAUACCACUACAACAACCACAGCAGUGGAGUCCACUACAACAACCACAGCAGUGGAGUCCACUACAACAACCACAGCAGUGGAGUCCACUACCACUACUACAACACAGCCACCUACAACUACCACCACAACGCAACCACCGACCACUACCACCACACAAGCACCAACAACAAGAGAACCUACUGUUAAUGAACCACUCCCGUUUAGUGCCACGGAAGACUCUGUUAUUACUGGGGAUGACAUCACUUCCCCGCGUCUUACAUCUCCUAUGACACUACAAAUUGGUGACGGAACAAUGGGUGGAUUUAACUAUGUUGUAGUGGGCACGAAUGGCAUCAUUGGACUUGGAGAAAGAUAUAACAGUUUUUCAAUUCAAGAUCUCUCCAACACAGAUACAUUCAACCGUAGAAUUCUUUGUCCGUUUUGGGUGGAUCUAGUAGCAGACGGAGAUGGGUCCGCUGUAUAUUACAAAGUAUAUAAAAGGGAAAAUCAGAAUGAUGCCACUACUUUAAACAGAGUAGACAAAAUAAUUCAGACAUUCUUUGAUGAUUUUAAGAAUUUCAAAUCCUCGAUCCUUUACAAAGUAACAUGGAACAACAUGACAUUUUUCGCGGACAGAACAAAGAGAGUAACUUUUCAAUCACUUAUUGUUUCUGAUGGGCGUGACACCUUCAGUGUGACAAAUUAUAUCGAUGUUAAUGUUCCCUCGACUAUUGGUACACGAAUCUCGGUGGGCUACAGAUAUAGACGAUUUGUCGAAAGAAAUACAUACUCAAAUCGACCUGCUUGCUUCCGAAUGACACAGGUUCCUGGAAAUUUAGGGUACAACGGAUUUUGGGUAACUAAAAUGACGACGGAAACCACGUUAGACCCACAGGAAAUUGAAUGUUAUAACUGGUAUGCGGUCCAAUCACAGAGACGAAUUCCGAAUCCAUGGUGGUUGACAUGUCCAUGUAAUGGCUUUGCUAUGAGAUUCUUUUCAUUCCGAUUUGCUUAUUACCGAUAUGAUCCAAUUUACAACGUCAUGUGUUACGUAUCUAUCACAAUGGGCCAAUCUUUGGAGUGUUGCUAUCGAUGGGGAUUUUUUGGACUAGGGCCAUUGAGCAGGCGAAUUCCAGAAUCUGGAUCAGUGCUUUCUGCAAAUCCCAUAUUCCAACCAAUAGAAUAUUAUCAAGAUAACAUGAGGGCAAAAGAAGUCUGUUGUGCCUCCGGACACUGCGACUGGUAUUACGCAUUACGUCCAAGACCCAGAUUUUGCCUCAGGUUGAUUCCUGUUCGAACAGCCUGGUUUUUUGGUGAUCCACAUAUAAACACACUUGAUGGUGGAAAAUACACCUUUAAUGGAUAUGGUGAAUAUACAAUGAUGAAAAUAGACCACAACGGUACAAAGUUUGACCUUCAGGCUCGCACAGAUUUAGCAACAAAUGCUAAUGGAACCACAAUCAAUGCAACAAUUUUCAGUGCUUUUGUUGCAAAGGAUCAUACCGGUUCAAUUGUGCAGGUGGAAAUGUCAAGGACUAAAACAAGUAUGUAUGUUCGAGGAAACGGUCGAGAUUUAACAUUGGAUUUUGAAAAUAAUCCAAAUUUUGUCUUCAGAACCAUUAACGUAUCCAUAUCCAUGAAUAAUAAAAGCAUUGAAGCAUCUUUCAUUCAAAGCGCCAUUACAAUCAAAAUAAGUCUGGGUGUCCGAUUUCUAACAUCUGAAACUAUGGUAGACGAAACAUACAUGGGAAAGGUCACUGGACUCAUGGGAAAUUUCGACGGAAAUACGACCAACGACUUUAUUCUUCCCAAUGGAACAACGCUAUAUGACAGCGAUGUAGAUACAGAGAGAAAAAUCUAUAACAACUUUGGACAACUAUGGUCGAUAGAUGCUGCGACUUCACUUUUUCAUUAUGACACUGGAUUAACACAUGACGAUUUUUCGCAUCCCGAGUUUAUUCCGUUCUUCGUUGAUGAAUUUACGGACGAUGAAAGGAACAAGUCAAUAGAAGUUUGUGGUGGUACAAAGGCCACUCAAGCUUGUAUUUUCGAUUACCUUGCUACCGGAGACAAAUCGCUGGCCGAAGCAUCUGGUUCUGACGACAACACCGCGGUAUCUGACACUGCUAGUUUAGAGAAUGAGAUUCCAAGUAUUGAGGGGGAUACAAAUAUACAGGCAGAGGUUAACAAGUCAGUGGAAAUAAAGUUUAAUGCGACAGAUGAUGGCACUUUCACUUAUCAAAUACUUCAGCAACCACAGGAGGGGUUCAGUUUUAACAAUACCACCGGGAUAGCAACAUGGACACCACGGGAUAAUAAUGUUGCAAACAUCAGCGUCACUGUUGUUGACAAUAAAGGAGAGCAAGCGGCCCCGGUAGAUGUCUCUAUUAUCCUCUGUUCCCAAUGUAGUGGUCAUGGAAGCUGUAACUAUAAUGAUACUCGGAGUUCUACAUCUGAUAUGUUUAAAUAUGCUGAAUGUGUUUGUGAUGACGGAUACUCAGGACAAGACUGCGAGAAUGAUACAGAUGGUUGCGCCCAGUCUCCCUGUGCCCAGGGUAGAAACUGUACAGACUUGACACCCGCGGAGGAGCGUGUAUUAGGGAGGGGUUACAAAUGUUCUGAUUGUCCUGCGGGUUAUCUCCUCUUGGAUGAAAAAUGUGAAGACAUUAACGAAUGUAACAGUACGUCAACAAACUUGUGCAAUAGUGCAACAGAAGAUUGUGAAAAUACCGAGGGCAGCUAUCAAUGUAAUUGUAAAAUGGGAUACAGAAAAAUUGGAAACAAUUGCCAAGACAUCGACGAAUGCAUAGAGAGCACCUCGGGAUGUGAACAGAACUGCAACAAUACUCUUGGGUCAUUUGAUUGUUAUUGUAUCACGGGGUUCACACUGAAUAAUGACAACAAAACAUGCAACGGUUCGAGCAACUGUUCAGGAUUAAAUUGUGAAUAUGCCUGUUCCAAAGAGAGUGGUAGCGACGUAUGUAUUUGUAAGGCUGGAUACAAGUUAAAGGACACGGAAAAUUGUACAGACAUAAAUGAAUGUGAUGUCAGUGGAAUCUGUUCCCAGGGCUGUGAUAAUUCUGACGGAUCAUACACUUGUUCCUGCUUCGCUGGGUACUCACUGAAUCCAGAUAAAACAACUUGUUCGGAAUGCGAACCCCCUAACUAUGGUGUUGGAUGUCAACAAACUUGUACCUGUGGUAAGGGGAUGGACCGGUGUGAUCCAGUGACAGGGUGUGUCUGUAAAUCAGGCUGGACCGGAAGUAACUGUGACCAGGAUGUUGAUGAAUGUACAGAAAACCCUAACAUCUGUGGUAGUGACAAAAUCUGUCAAAACUUAGAAGGAUCUCACACUUGUAACUGUCGAACUGGAUUUCAAAAAGACAGCCAAGGAAACUGUAUUGAUAUUAAAGAAUGCGAUAACGCUGCUUCCCAUAACUGCUCUACAGAUACGACAGUUUGCUCUAAUAACAUUGGCGGCUAUACUUGUACAUGUAAAUCUGGAUACACGCGAAAAAACUUUUAUGAGUGUGAAGAUUUCGAUGAGUGCGCUGCUGAGACGGAUGGUUGUUCUCAGAGAUGUGACAAUGUAGAUGGGGGUUUUAACUGUGAAUGUGAAUUUGGCUAUACAUUAGGUGAUGACAGAAAAACAUGUAUAGAAGUACAAGAUAUAUGUAGCCUGUUUCCAUUAUUAAACUGCUCGUAUGGAUGUAAAAAGAAUGGAAGUGAAGGGUCCUGUUUUUGUCCGGCUGGAUAUCUACUAAAUGCACAGGACCAAAGAUCAUGUGUCGAUAUUGACGAGUGUAAUGAUGCUACUUUAAAUCAAUGCAACUUCAAAGAAAAAUGUAUCAACAUUGAUGGUUCCUACAACUGUUCAUGUCCGAUAGGGCAUACACUAGAAAAUGAUGGAAGGACUUGUAAAGAAUGUAAUGGGUUUACAUUUGGAGAAGACUGUAAAACUCCUUGCAACUGUGGAGUGGGUUCCUCAAGAUGUGAUAACGUCAGAGGUUGUAUAUGUGAUGGUGGAUGGACGGGAGAAAAAUGUGACAUUGAUAAAGACGAGUGCUCGUCUGGAAGUUCUUGCACUAAAGCAAAUCAGGAAUGCAAGAACUCACCGGGAUCGUAUAAGUGUGUUUGUGCUCCUGGAUAUGUGAAGAAUACAACGUUAAAUGAAUGCUCAGAUAUCGACGAAUGCGACACUAAUCCAUGUAGUCAGCUCUGUACAAACACAAUAGGAAAUUACUCCUGCGGUUGUUAUGCUGGAUUUCGAUUGGUCGGUGCUUCGCAGUGUGAGGAUAUUGAUGAAUGCUCUGCUCCCACAAGUCCCUGUGACCAAAUAUGCGCCAAUACCCAGGGAAGCUUCAGGUGUUCUUGUAAUGCUGGGUUCUCACUGAAUACGACAACAAGGGUUACCUGUGAAACAAAUACACGUUGUGAGAAUGUAACAUUUAACUGCACUCAGAAGUGUGGAGUUAAUUCAGAUGGAUCGGAAUAUUGCUUCUGUAAUCCUGGAUUCAUCUUAAAUAAUGACGGUUUCAUUUGCAAUGACAUUGACGAAUGUUCUUCAAAUCCAUGCAGUGAACAAUGUUCCCAGAAUACCCCAGGUCCCGGGUACACUUGUUCCUGUGCUGCCGGAAAGAAACUUGACGUUGACCAGAGAACAUGUAUAGAUUGUGACUCUCAAACAUUUGGUUCUGAAUGUUCCUUAAAUUGCACGUGUGACGUCCAGAACACUCUUUCGUGUGACAAAGUCAAUGGAAGCUGCACUUGUAAAACGGGUUGGGAAGGAGAAAACUGCACCAAGGAUAUUGAUGAAUGCAAGGAAAAUAAUACAAUAUGUCCAACCAAUGCCGAGUGUUCAAACACCAAUGGCUCCUUUUCUUGUGUUUGUAAUCCUGGUUUUGCCUUGGCUAAUGGAAAUUGUGUCGAAUGUACCAGUACCACGUAUGGUCAGGAUUGUGCCAAUCAAUGUACGUGUGACCUAUCUAACUCAAGGUCAUGUGACAAACAAAACGGGACUUGUUAUUGUAAUGAUGGGUGGAUGGGUGUUAAUUGUACAGAAGACAUCAAAGAAUGCGAAGACAACUCAAAUAUAUGUGGAGCAAAUGCUAACUGUUCAGAUGUUCCUGGUUCAUAUAUUUGUAACUGUAAUCUUGGAUACAAGAAAAGUGCAAAUGGUGUAUGUGAAGACGUGAACGAAUGUAUACUAGGAACAGACACAUGUGAUGCAAAUGCUGAUUGUACAAAUACCGUUGGUAGUUUUAAUUGUACCUGUAAACCUGGUUUUAGUGGAGAUGGUUUUUCUUGCACAUCUUGUAACAGUACUCAUUUUGGAGAGGGAUGCUCAUCGUUAUGCAGCUGUAUAGAGGCAAACACUGCAGACUGUGAUGAUGUUACCGGGACGUGUAAAUGUAAAACGACUUGGAAUGGUACAAAUUGUGACAUCGAUAUAAACGAAUGUGACCUCGGUACUCACAACUGUAACACGACUUACCAAAACUGUGAAAACAACGAUGGUGGUUUUAAUUGUGUCUGUCGUUAUGGAGAAACUAACGGUGUUUGUAACGGAGGGUGUAACGAUACACAUUAUGGCUAUCAGUGCAACCAAACAUGUCCAUGUGUUUUGACAAAUAUAGCAGACUGUCACGAUGACACUGGGGCGUGUACGUGUAAAUCAGGUUGGACUGGGGUGGACUGUAGUAGCGAUAGAAAUGAAUGUACUACAAACAAGCACGAUUGUAAUGACACAAUAGAAACAUGUAGCAAUAUCGAUGGAUCAUGGAAUUGCACGUGUAUAUACGGAAAUAGCAACACAGGAUGCAUUGCCAAAGAAUCAGAAUAUACUCCAGAAAGUACAGAACUUUCAGUAGAAGUUGUUGUUACUUUCGAUGAAACCAUAGAUCUGAGCGAUUAUGCUGCUGCCAAAAGGAAUAUGUCGGCAGCCCUGUCGAAUUACUACAGAAGGAAAAUAAAAGAAUUCAUAAAAGUUAUUAUCCUUGUCAUGAGGAAAGGAAGUACAAUAGUUGAACACGAAAUUGUCACAAAUAAGACAGAAAAAGCACAACAAGACACUGCCUUGGCACUUGUUCGCCUGUCUAAGGGCGAGGACAAAGUUGAAUAUAAUAAUAAAAACCUUUCAACUGACUCAGUAACUGUAAAAGAUAAAAGUGGGAACGUAAAAAACAUAACAUCUUCAUUCUCUAAAUGUGAUGUUUAUAUAAUUAACUUCCCGUGUGGUUCUGGAGAACAAUGCAUUGAGAGUGGAGAUACCGUCUUCUGUUCGAAGAUAGCCGAUGACAAUGACGAAUUUAAGCUGAUUGUUGGUCUUGGAGUUGGAAUACCCCUCUUCUUCAUCGCAGUUUUAAUCCUUGCAAUUAUUUGUGUUUACUGGAGAAGACAUAAAGAUGAUGAUUCAUCAAGUUUGUCUGAAGAUGAUUUUGGAGAGGGGUAUGGUAGUCCAGGAAGCUACUUUCCUUCUGUAAUACCAACGAAAAUUGACAGCUGGGGUAGGCAUGUAUCGCCGUACUCUCCACAUUACCUCUCGGAUCAUUCUACCAUACAAGGAGGCAAUCGAGUAGAUGAUGUCACGAACUACACAGAGCCAUAUUUUUAUGACAAUGGCGAGAAAUCAAAUUUUUCUUGGGAUUUCAUGUUCCAGUCUUUACACCCCAAUGAAAAGUUUCAAAUAAGGAGGCCUGGAAUAAGAUCUCAACCGUUAAAAACUGAGUGAUAUUUCAAGAAAUCAAUGUUUGUGCUGUGUUCAUCGGUGUUUUAAUGUGCCAUAGAUUGUCAUUAUUUAUCACACACAUUCAUCGAGUGAAUAAAGCUGGGUAUAGCAGGAUUUACAUCAUUAAUUACGAAUUUCUGAAGUUCUUUAUAAAAUGAUCGUCAGGCAUUACGUAGUCAGAAUAAAAAUCAUUUGAAUGAUUGUUUGAAGGAAAAAUGCAUUUAGUUAUAUGGGUGUGUAUAUGUAUGUAUGUAUGUGUGUAGAUAUAAAAGCAGCAAUGAUGUUUUAUAAUUUUGACAAUUCAAUUUGAAUCCUGACUUAAAGCAUUAUACAGUAAUGUCUUUCUGGUGGCUGAUUUAUAUAUAACCAUGUAUACAUUAUCGAAAAAGCA
Saccostrea cuccullata (small rock oyster) is the source of this 14518-nucleotide messenger RNA. Its product is annotated as mucin-2-like. Bases 358 to 14130 code for a protein of 4590 amino acids. The transcript is spliced from 62 exons. The record is from RefSeq and is a predicted model, not a curated record. Gene Ontology annotation, molecular function: calcium ion binding. Gene Ontology annotation, biological process: cell-matrix adhesion. NCBI's taxonomy places the organism in Eukaryota, Metazoa, Mollusca, Bivalvia, Ostreida, Ostreidae.